This is a messenger RNA of Triticum aestivum (bread wheat), 1164 nucleotides long. RefSeq lists its product as uncharacterized. NCBI's taxonomy places the organism in Eukaryota, Viridiplantae, Streptophyta, Magnoliopsida, Poales, Poaceae. Gene Ontology annotation, molecular function: DNA-binding transcription factor activity; sequence-specific DNA binding. The transcript has 4 exons. Gene Ontology annotation, biological process: regulation of DNA-templated transcription. Bases 1 to 1164 code for a protein of 387 amino acids. The record is from RefSeq and is a predicted model, not a curated record.
AUGGCAGCACUGGCCACUCCGGCCACUUCUGCCGCGCUGGUGUCCGAGAUGAUGGCGCAGGGCCGCAAGUCUGCCGCUGCCCUCGAGGCCCUUCUCCAGGUCCAGGACCACACCGGGAUGCUGGAGCUCACCGCCGAGAUCAUCGGCUGCUGCGACCGCGCCCUCGCCGUCCUCCACGGCAAACCUGCACGCCGGCAUAAGCGCAAGCCGGCCCCCCACGGCGGCGCAGCCACUCAGACAAAGCCCAAAACAAGGACGCGCGCGAGCAGCGCAGAGCCGACGAGGGUGGAGAGGACGAGGAGCUGGGACGACGGCUUCAUGUGGACCAAGUACGGGAAGAAGCACAUCCAGGGCAACGACCACCCGAGGCACUAUUUCAGGUGCGCCUACGCGCUCCACGCCGGCGGCUGCCCAGCCACGAGGCAUGUCCAGCGAUCCCAGGAGCACGACCCUCCCAUCUAUGUCCUCACCUACUUCUCCGGCAACACCUGCUGUCGCGCGGUCACCAUCGCCAAGGACGUCAAGAUGCAGCCGCCGCUCGUCCUCGACUUUGGGUCGGCGGCCGCACCGAGCAGCCGCUCGCUUUGUUGGCUCAACCACGGUGAUGUUUGGGGUGAGAGUGAGCCCUCACGCUUGGAGGAGCUCCGAGCUGAGGUGACCAGUGUUGAGUCAACGCCAUCGUCAGACUUGCUGCCCGCAGGGUUGUUGCCGCUGCCCCGUGCUACUGCCUCCGUUCAACUGGUCGGCUGGCGCACCAUCAGCUCCAUUGCCGCAGCCACAGAGCACCAUGCUGUAAUCUUGGAGAGGCAACAAACGGGAAGUGGAUGGGGUGGAGGCGAGGGGAUGUGGAGGAGGGCCGGAAAAGUGAGCACCUUGGCCGGAGAUGUGGAGGAGGGUGAGGAGAUGGGGUGGAAGUGCUCGCCUGAGAUGUGCGCAGCGGCGGCGCCGCACAGAGGAAGAGGAGGGAUAGGGAAAGAGCGAUUUAGGGUUAGGCUGCGGCCGGUGGUGGUGGCGCAGCUGAGCUCGUCGACAGAUGACGCCCGUUGCUGCUCUUCCCCUGCUGCAUGGGACCCAUCGGCCGCCAAUUGGGAGUACUUCGGGAACAACUCGUCGGAUUAUGUAAGAGAGUUCUUCGAUUUCGAAGACGCUGUCUUGUACCAAUAG